AGGCGCACUGAAGAACACGGAAGUGGAGUCCACAACAGAGCCUACUGUCUAUGAUUCCGUCCGUGGCCGAGCAGCUCUGACUGUUUCCACAUAAUAAUAAUAAUAAUAAUAAUAAAACGAUGCAGCUUCACUUCACUAAAGACGUGUUGUCGGAUUCGGUUAGCACCGACUUUCAGAACCUCAACAAACUCAACGAGCAGCAAUUUCUGCGUCUGAUUGAAAUUCUGUUCCAGUUCCUCCUGGAGCCUAAAGAGACGGAGAGGUUCAUGCAGCAGCUUGGUGAGUUUGCAGGGGAACAUGGGAUGAGUGCCGGUCCUCUGAGGAGCCUGAUGAAGAGUGUCCUGCUGGUACCACAGGGCGCCUUGAAGAAAAACCUGACAUCCGAGCAGAUCAAAGAAGACCUGGUGACAUUAGGACUAAACCAAGACAAGGCGGCUCACUUUUCACAGCAGUGGGGGGAGCACUAUGCAGCGCUGUCCUCACUCGCUGUGGGACAGACUUUGAUGGUCAACCAGCUGGUUGACAUGGAGUGGAAGUUUGGAGUGACUGUCGGCACCAGUGAAGUACAGAAAGUGGGCAACAUCUUCCUGCAGUUGAAGCUGGUGGUCAGAAAGGGGAAUUCCACUGAAAACGUCUACAUGGAGUUGACUCUCCCACAGUUUUACAACUUCCUACACGAGAUGGAGAGAGCCAAGGCCAGCAUGGAGUGUUUCAGCUGAGGAUGUGUGUGUGUGUGUGUGUGUGUGUGUGUGUGUGUGUGUGUGUGUGUGUGUGUGUGUGUGUGUGUGUGUGUGUG
Messenger RNA from Sander lucioperca (pikeperch), 796 nucleotides. It is a transcript of the gene commd7, whose product is annotated as COMM domain containing 7. Gene Ontology annotation, molecular function: NF-kappaB binding. The coding region runs from base 120 to 719 and encodes 199 amino acids. The transcript has 10 exons. Lineage: Eukaryota; Metazoa; Chordata; Actinopteri; Perciformes; Percidae. The record is from RefSeq and is a predicted model, not a curated record. Gene Ontology annotation, biological process: tumor necrosis factor-mediated signaling pathway; negative regulation of DNA-templated transcription.